Mycena indigotica is the source of this 840-nucleotide messenger RNA. RefSeq lists its product as uncharacterized. The transcript has 3 exons. Lineage: Eukaryota; Fungi; Basidiomycota; Agaricomycetes; Agaricales; Mycenaceae. The record is from RefSeq and is a predicted model, not a curated record. Bases 1 to 840 code for a protein of 279 amino acids.
AUGUUCACCAAGUCCUUCUUCGCGGGCGCCGCGCUCCUCCUCACCCUGACCGCGCAGGCCAGCGCGCACGCCAUCCCCGUCCCGGCCCUCGGCGCCGCGAACCCGGCGCGCAAGGACACGCAGCGGCCGUCGAACAACUCGCCGUGCGGCAACGUCAACAUCGCGCAGAACAUCGACUCCUCCAAGGCGACCCCCGCCGGCGCCGACGGCUCCGUGACCAUCGGGGUGCAGAACUUCAACGGCGGCGGGGACGGCUCGCGCUCGGUGUCGGUGCAGGUCGACGCGUCGGGGCAGGGCAAGAGCUUCGUCGCGGGCACCGUGACGAAGAACGGCGACCCGAGGCCGAACGGGAACGGCGUCGACCAGGUCACGUUCAAGCUCCCCGCGGGCACCAAGUGCGCCGGCGGCAAGGCGGGCAACCUGUGCCUCGUGUCCGUGAAGACGACCGCCGGCUUCGGCGCGUGCACCGUCGUGUCGCAGGGCGCUGGCGGCGGAAACAACAACAACGCGGGCGCCGCUGCCGGUGCCGCCGCCAACAAUAACGGCAACAAGAACAACGGGGGCAACAACAACCAGAACAAGAACCAGAACGCGACCCCGCAGAACAACAACGCCGGCAACAACAACGGCGCCGCCAACAACGGAAACAAGGGCCAGGCCGCGGCCAAAACGCAGAACGCCAAAACGCAGAACGCGAAGGGCAAGGGCAAAGGAAAGGGCAAGGGCAAGGGCCGCAAGAACCGCAAGCAGCAGCAGCAGAACGCGGUGAAGGUCGCGGGCCGCUUCGCGCCGGCGCUCCUCCGCCGCGGGCUCGUCGCGGACGAGGGCAUGCUGCACUGA